AUGUUCAAAAAGGCUCAAUGUCUCAUAAUUCGUAACAAACCUAAUCCUCAUUACUCUGUACAAACCAAACUUCUGCAGCAACGCCAAUAUGCGGCCUCUAGUAAAGGCAAGGGAUCAAGAACAAAGAUGGAACCUGCACCUGCUCCUCCGGAUGGGCAACUACCCUCUCUUGAUAAAUGGAAGGAAACGUUCUGGCAUCAAAGCAUGAAGCCAAUACUUCAUAACCUGGUCACUGGGAGGAAGCUAGUGGAAGCGUUUGGCAUCUACGAUGCAAAGGUCCCAAAGGUUAUCAUUGAAGCAUUCGCUGGUCCUGGUGUUUUAUCAAGAGCGUUGUGUGAAUUGCCACCUUCCAAGAUGAGCAAGCUCAUCAUACUCGAGAACAAUCCUAUGUAUCUACCAUAUUUAGAGACUCUGGCGGCCUUGGAUAAGAGAGUCGUACUACGACCUUACGACGGCUGGUCGUGGGAUUCAUAUAAUAAGAUAUCGAACGAAGGCCUAUUGGACGAUAUUGAACCCGAGAACUGGAAUAACACCAUCCGAGAUUCUCUAUCAGCAGAGUUGGCCUUAGAUUCCAAAGCCCUCGAGACGUACCCGGCUCAUUUCUUUCCUCCACAUAAACAUGGAAAAGACUUUAUGGUAGCGGCUAAUUUCCGGCCUUUGGGUUACCAG
Molecule: messenger RNA, 669 nt
Organism: Acaulospora colombiana
Lineage: Eukaryota; Fungi; Glomeromycota; Glomeromycetes; Diversisporales; Acaulosporaceae
Source: the annotation of a GenBank genome assembly